Dracunculus medinensis (Guinea worm) is the source of this 1926-nucleotide messenger RNA. The record is from the annotation of a GenBank genome assembly. Lineage: Eukaryota; Metazoa; Nematoda; Chromadorea; Rhabditida; Dracunculidae.
AUGGAGAGUCAAUCACUGAAAACCAUUGAAGACGACAGCUUUUUUGUCGUCAAUGAAAUUUGUGUGAAAAAACUUGGACACAUACCUAUACUCUCGGGAAAUUUCGAUCAACUACCUCGUCAUGUCCAGAAAUUUGUCGCUGAAAAAGUGCAAUUAAUGAAUCCUCGUGGUAUUCAUAUAUGUGAUGGUUCACAGCACGAGGCUGAUGAAAUUAUCCAUAAACUUGUUGAACGUGGAAUGUUAACAAAACUUAAAGCGUAUGAAAACAAUUAUUUAUGUCGGACUGAUCCUAAGGAUGUUGCUCGAGUGGAAGGUAAAACAUGGAUGGUAACACCCGACAAAUAUCAAACAGUAUGUCAUGUUGCUGAUGGCGCUGAACCAUUGAUGGGCCAUUGGAUGUCACCUGAAAUAUUUGGGAACGAACUGGAUUCUCGUUUUCCAGGAUGUAUGGCUGGUCGAACAAUGUUUGUAAUACCAUUUUCGAUGGGACCGAUCGGUGGUUCCUUAUCAAAAAUUGGUGUUCAAUUAACAGAUUCGAAUUAUGUAAUGUUGUGUAUGAGAAUAAUGACACGAGUAUCACCUGCGGUAUGGGAAGCUCUUGGUGAGAAUGAUUUUGUGCGAUGCAUUCAUUCCGUUGGACUACCGAGACCUGUCAAACAGAAAGUUAUAAAUCAUUGGCCAUGCAAUCCGGAGCGUGUCUUAAUAGCACAUAGGCCUGCUGAUCGAGAAAUUUGGUCAUUUGGAUCGGGUUAUGGUGGUAAUUCUUUGCUAGGGAAGAAAUGCUUUGCGCUAAGAAUCGCUUCAAACAUCGCUCAUGAUGAAGGGUGGCUUGCUGAACAUAUGCUUAUCAUGGGAGUAACACCACCAAAUGGCAAGGAAUAUUUCAUUGCUGCAGCGUUUCCAUCUGCAUGCGGUAAAACGAAUUUAGCUAUGCUUCAGCCUGAAUUACCUGGAUGGAAAGUUAGAUGUGUCGGUGACGAUAUUGCUUGGAUGAAAUUUGGUACUGACGGUCGACUAUAUGGUAUCAAUCCUGAAGCUGGUUUCUUUGGUGUUGCACCAGGUACAUCAAUGAAAACGAAUCCUAUGGCUAUGGCUUCUUUCCAAAAAAAUAGUAUUUUCACCAAUGUUGCUGAAACUGCUAAUGGAGAGUAUUUCUGGGAAGGACUCGAAGACGAAAUUAAAGACAAAUAUGUGGACAUAACUGAUUGGCUAGGAAAUUUAUGGCAUAUUGGCGAUAAGACACCUGCGGCGCAUCCGAACUCGCGUUUCACUUGUCCUGCUAAACAAUGUCCAAUUAUCCAUCCGGACUGGGAAUCCCCGCACGGUGUGCCUAUUGAUGCAUUUAUAUUUGGUGGCAGAAGACCUGAAGGUGUACCACUGAUUUUCGAAACUUUCUCUUGGACCCAUGGAAUUUUCACUGGAGCAUGUUUGAAAUCGGAAGCAACAGCAGCUGCUGAAUUUAAAGCCAAGGUUGUUAUGCAUGACCCAAUGGCUAUGCGGCCUUUCAUGGGUUAUAACUUUGGUAAAUACCUUCAGCACUGGAUUUCUCUGAAUAAGGACAACCGUAAGGUACCAAAAAUUUAUCAUGUGAACUGGUUCCGUAAAGGGAAAGAUGGGCAGUUUUUGUGGCCUGGAUAUGGUGAAAAUAUUCGUGUAAUUGACUGGAUCCUUCGUCGCUUGGACGGUGACAAAUCGAUUGCCAAAGAAACACCUAUUGGCUAUGUACCCACACCUGAAUCGAUAAAUCUUCAAGGCCUUAAAAAUAUUAAAAUCGAUGAAUUAAUGAGUGUUCCGUUGGACUACUGGCGUGAGGAUGCUAAAGAAGUUCGACACUUCUUCGAAGAGCAGGUUGGUUCAGAUCUUCCAAAUGAAAUACGAAAAGAAUUAGAUGCACAAGAAAAACGAAUCUUCCAUGGCGCUUCAUAG